AUGGAGUCCGUGUCUCGAUUUCGGUUCAGGAACCACAGCGAAGAAAUUGGCGAUGAUGACUCAGCAGAAAGGCACACCAGUGCAGAUUCCUCAUCCAUUACUAGCGAAGAAGAUCCCGACCUCGAGUUCCAGUCCAUGACAGCCAAGGGCGUUCAGCAUCUCUGCUCUGAACUCCUCGAGCUCAAGCGUGAAUCAGAUGAGGAUUUUCAGAAGAUAAUCUCCUCAAACUACACCGCCUUCCUCGCAAUAGUGAAAGAGAUAGACUGUCUCAAAAAUGAAGCAUUGAGAUUAAAAAACCUGGCUUCUUCACAACGAAGAAUCGUCGAAGACAUUCGCGAUGGAAUCUCUUCAUGCUUCCUGUCCGAACAGAAUCUGAAUUCUGUGCCUGAAGAGCCUUCACAUGACCAGCCGUCGUCUCCGACCGUACUAGAGAAGCACACAGAAAGUGUUUCAGAAAUAUUAGAUAACCUUCUCAGAGAACAAAGAUUAGACGAUGCCAUAACUCUGUUAGACAUGGAGGCUGAGUUUGUCCAAACUCUACAGUCCGGCGGAAGCCUUUCCUCCGACCAGCUAAUGUCAUACAACUCCACAAUGUUAGAAAAGAAAUCCAUACUUUCCGAUCGCCUUGUCUCCAUGGCUAAACAUCCGCGAAUAUCCGCGCCGGAGCUCCAGAAAGUUCUCAUCGGAUUGUGCCAGCUCGGCGACAAUCGCCUCGCGACGCAGCUAAUGCUUCGAUACUAUCGAAUCCGCACUGCAUCCCUAAUAAGUGAUCUGUCUUCGUCGAAAGAAUUACCGCAUGCGCAUUACAUUCGAGAAGUCGCGCGAUUCGUAUGCUCAACGAUCUCGCAGGCUGCGACGAGUUUCGUCGCCUUAAAUGGCGAAACUCGAUCGUAUACUUCGGAGCUAACUCAGUGGGCCUUCGAGGAAAUCGAUAUGGUUGCGGAUUGUUUCGGUAAGCACGUCAAUGCCGUACCCGAAAUCAGCGGGAGGCUCUCGGCGGCUGUCGACGCUACGAAGAUCGUAACGUCGUAUUGCUCGUUGCUGGAGGCGCAACGGAUCUUCUUACAGCCACAUUUGAUAGAACAGAUAUACCCUUGCAUAGAAGAGGUCUUGCAGCUCCAUAUAGACCAUUUGAGUAGAGUUGUAAGUAUUUUCACGUCGUCGGAGAGUUGGAUUCUCGGAAGAUAUUACGUAUCCGGAAUCUUGACGGGACAGAGCUGCGUGAUCGUCGAUCAACAGCCGGAGUUUUUCUUUCUUACCAACAGUGGCAGGAAAUUCGCGACAUUGUUUCAGUCCGUUGUGGAAGAGCUUUCGCCGUUGAUCGGAUUUCAAAUGGAGAGCUUGGUUCUGAAAGGAAUCGUCGACCUAUUUGUAUCAUAUGUCGACAUACACGAAAGCGCCUUAACGGGGAAGACAGAUGCAGCAGACCGAGGAAGUCCGAGAAUCGGAUUGUCGGAAUUCCCAAUUCAAGGAGUUUCAGUUCUAGCAAACAUGUCGACAUUGGCGCAAUUCUUCUCCGGCAUUGUCCGAAACGUCUUCAAUGGCGUCGAUCAUUUAGACUCAGAGAUUAACAAUCACAUAAUCCUCACUCAGAACAUUUACAGCAGACUAAAAGCCAGCUUUCUCGAUCAAUUUAUAGCCAAUAUUUUCUCCUCGGAUCCUGCUAAUGAAUCUGCUUCAGAAACUGACAUGAUUCCAUCUGUUCCUUACUUGGAACUGUAUUUGGAGCUAAAGAAGCUACAAAAACUCACAGAGGACGACUCCAUUGACAGCAGCUGGCUGAUGAGCUUAUUAGUCGAGGCGAUGAGCGAAGCGUUCCGCUGGAUCUCGACGAAAUCUGCUGUAUGGAGAAUCAGUGAAGAGAAUUUAGCGAAUCACAGUGCUGAGCUUAUGCAGUUCACUCUGGAUGUUCAGUUCCUUCUCGAAGUUUCUAGGCGCGACGGAUACCUAUCGGACGGCGUCGUAAACAUCGCCGGCGAUAUUAUGGCUCGAAUCGAGACCGCCUUCCUCUCCGCCGGACAAAAUCCUCUUAGAGAUCUGGAGGAAAGUGAGUGGCCAGCGGAUGCAGCUAGUUUAGCCCUAGAUAAGUUGCAGGAACUCCGUGAGAAGGAAUUGCUUGAAGAUGAGAAUGCAAGAGAAGAUGAGAAUGUAUAUGGCGUCGAUAUUCCUUUGAACGAUAGAGACGAGCCGGCGAUCGGUGAAGCAUCUGCAACCGCCAUUGAUGGUAAUUAGAAAGGUGUAGUGAACUCGAGGCAGCCAUAUUACAAUUCUUAAAGAAGGUUGAUUUUAUCAAAUAAAAUAAUACUAUAUUCAUAUAAAAAAUAUGUAUGAACUUUAAAUUUGUAAAUCAUAUUGGAUUUGGAUU
Messenger RNA from Andrographis paniculata, 2365 nucleotides. Its product is annotated as exocyst complex component EXO84A-like. Bases 1 to 2232 code for a protein of 743 amino acids. Gene Ontology annotation, cellular component: exocyst. NCBI's taxonomy places the organism in Eukaryota, Viridiplantae, Streptophyta, Magnoliopsida, Lamiales, Acanthaceae. The transcript is spliced from 7 exons. The record is from RefSeq and is a predicted model, not a curated record. Gene Ontology annotation, biological process: Golgi to plasma membrane transport; exocytosis; intracellular protein localization.